GAAGGCACGGCUCGGCCAAGCCGUCUAGGAAGCCGCGGCGGGUCGCCCAGUGAGGGCAGUCGGAGCCCCGCCAGACCGUCGGGAUUCAGCUCUGGUUGUCGGCGCGAUGCCUCUGUUCACUGCCAACCCGUUCGAGCAAGAUGUGGAAAAAGCCACAAAUGAGUACAACACCACAGAAGACUGGAGUCUGAUCAUGGACAUCUGUGACAGGGUUGGAAGCACUCCCAAUGGAGCGAAAGAUUGCCUAAAAGCCAUAAUGAAAAGGGUAAACCAUAAGGUCCCUCAUGUUGCUCUGCAGGCGUUAACUCUUCUUGGAGCUUGUGUGGCAAACUGUGGAAAGAUAUUUCAUUUAGAAAUAUGUUCCCGUGAUUUUGCAACGGAAGUACGUGCUGUGAUAAAAAAUAAGGCUCAUCCUAAAGUAUGUGAAAAACUAAAAUCUCUAAUGGUGGAAUGGUCAGAAGAAUUCCAGAAGGACCCUCAAUUUAGUCUGAUAUCUGCAACUAUUAAGUCUAUGAAAGAAGAAGGAGUUACUUUUCCUUCAGUAGGUUCCAAGACUGUCUCAGCUGCUGCCAAAAACGGGACAUCAGUGAAUAAAAACAAAGAAGAUGAGGACAUAGCUAAAGCUAUUGAGUUAUCGUUGCAAGAGCAGAAGCAGCAGUACACGGAGACAAAGGCUUUACACCCACCUGCAGAGAGUCAGUUAAAUAAUAAGGCUGCACGGAGAGUCAGAGCCUUAUACGACUUUGAAGCUGUUGAAGACAAUGAACUCACCUUUAAACAUGGGGAAAUUAUUACUGUUUUGGAUGACAGUGACGCCAACUGGUGGGAAGGAGAAAAUCACAGAGGAACAGGGCUCUUCCCCUCCAACUUUGUAACAGCUGACCUAAGCACAGAGGCUGAGACAGCAACGGUGGACAAAUUGAAUGUAGUUGAUGAUGAUGUGGAGGAAAUUAAGAAAUCGGAACCUGAGCCUGUUUAUAUAGAUGAGGGUAAAAUGGAUAGAGCCCUGCAGAUUCUCCAGAGCAUAGAUCCAAAAGAUUCAAAACCCGACUCCCAAGACCUCUUGGACUUGGAAGAUAUUUGCCAACAAAUGGGUCCAAUGAUAGAUGAAAAACUUGAAGAGAUUGAUAGGAGGCAUUCAGAACUGUCUGAGUUGAAUGUAAAGGUGCUGGAAGCUCUGGACCUGUACAACAAAUUGGUGAACGAAGCGCCUGUGUACUCAGUCUAUUCAAAGCUGCAUCCGGCACAUUACCCAUCCACAGCGGCUGGGGUCCCAGUGCAGACAUAUCCAGUCCAGUCACAUGGUGGAAACUACCUGGGUCAUGGCAUUCACCAAGUAAAUGUUGCCCAGACCUAUAACCUAGGACCUGAUCCUAUUGGCUCGCUGAGAUCUCUGCCUCCAAAUAUGAACUCAGUAACAGCACAUACUGUCCAACCUCCAUAUUUAAGCACUGGACAGGACACUGUUUCCAAUCCUCCUUACAUGAGCCAGAGCUCUCGUCUUCAGGCGGCUGCUGGCACAGCUGCGUACACACAGCCCAUGGGGAUGUCUGCAGAGCUGUCUUCUUUCCAGCACACAGCAUCCAGUUUGCCUCAGCUGGCUGGCUUUCCAGUGGCAGUUCCUGCACCUCCAGCUGCACAGCCGCAAGCAAGUUACCACCAGCAGCCACUCCUUUAAAGACAUUGGGACCUGCUGUCUUCAUGGGUGUGCCACUUAACCCAGGGGAUUCUAAUCUGAAUUAUUAAAUUUCCCCUCUCAGUCAAAAAGAACCAUAAAUAAAUAAAGCACAAAACCCUACCUUACCCUGAAGGCCAUAAAAGGGUUGUUUUUCCAGUCCACUUCACUUGAAAAGCUGGUCUGUUGGUCAAAGGCAGCUUGGAUGUUCUGAGUUAGUCUGGCUGUUCUUUCUGGGUCCUCAUUCAGUAGCCUUAUGACACUACAUGGUAUGACAUUUUCUCUUUAAAGAAACCGCUGUUUUCUCUAAGAUGUGAUUUUGAGGAGCACUGAAGACCUUUAAACGUUUUUGUCUGCACUUCUCUCCCCUCUCUCCCGAAUUUCCCACACCCUGUUAUUUUAAAAGGCGAACAUCUUCUAGUGCAAGCCUUUAGCUUGCCAGCGUAUUUCCUGUUGGCUCCUUAAAUUACAGUUGUGUUUGCAGUACUGUCAGGUUUGCUCUCAGUGUAAUGUUGAGUAGUAAUUAGCAUAUACUUGUCUAUAGAAGAAGCAAGAACAAUUUGGAAGGUAAAAAAAUAUUUUCUUUUAUUAACAGUGAAAACCAUGUAAAUGCAAAUAUUGCAAAGUAGUUAGCCAGUUCUCUGACAGCUGAGAGCCAAGGAAUGCCCCACGAGAUGUUAGUCUUCCCUAGGAAGGGCAUUCUCUCAUGCUAGUGUCCCUGGUAUUUAGAAUUGUUUUCUAGGGACUUUGGCAGAUGUCUAGUGAAGGUGCUGUCCUUUGGAUUUCCUGCCUGCCACAUCUGCAGACACUGCACUUUCUUCUUAGAGAUUCUCAGUGAAUCUGAGCCAGGAGACACUCCCCAUACUCUGAUGUGAUAGAAACCAUCAUGGGUGUCAAGUAUAAGGUGGGCGUUAACUUCUUACAGAAGUGAUUGACACUCCAUUGGAAAGCUGUCAUAGUGCCAGGCUUUCACGUGUCAUUGUGAAGGAAUUGUGCAUCCCCUCAGAAGUCAUUCUGAGCCUUUGCAGAAACAGCAGGCAGCGGUUUGGUGGACAGGAGGCUGACAGGAUGAGGUCAGGCUGCUUCUCUGAAGCUCAUGCUUUAAAUUAGUUCAUAGUACAAGUUCCCACGUACCGUGAGGAUUGGUGGUAAACCCAUUGGGAUUUCCUCUUAAGACUGCACAGUACUUUAUAGUAUCAACUUUUUACACAACACAAACUAGAAAACAGAUGCACGUGUUUCAGAUCCAUGAUAUUUACACUGGAAAAUGUUCUAAACUUAAUUUUUAAACAUUUUUACAUGAAUGCACUUCUAUAUAUUUUUUAAGCCCUUAAUCUUUAUUAAAAAAUCCAUUGGGAGACAAUUUGGAAAUUUUGUCAUUUAUCUAUUUACAGAUACUUGGUUAUAAGUACUUUAUUUUUUCAAAGAAACUUUAUUCUAGAACCUACUACUGCAUAAAAUAGCCAGCACAGAAGAGAGAGUAGGCAGUCCCUGUAAGCCUGUAUCUUGUGAAUAUCUGGUUUUCAGGUGCAGGACUCUGGAAGGUGUUUGCAGUCCUGAGUCCUCAUGUUCUGUUACUCGUGUAGCCUUUUCCUUUCAGCUGAGCUCACUGACGUACUUACAAGGAUGGACUGCAACACAGGACCUUCCUGUUUCGAGAACAACCUUCUGCUCUUUAAAGAUUGAAUAAAUGUAAAAGUCCAGAGCUGCUCUUGAUGAUGUUUGUGUAGAUGAACAUGUCUUCCCUUCCUUUCCAAAGUGUGUUUAAUAAGCUCAUGCUAGUGUUUGUGCAUUUCAUGUUCAGUUUUUGUCUAAAUUAUAAAAGCUUUAUUUAGUCAGUGUAAAUACUGCGUACUCAUUAAGUGGGGACCAGCCAGUAAAGCUCAACUGUUUUGGAAUAAUAAAACAUGCCACAUGACCUGCAUAUAAAUAGUGUAUAUUGGUGUCUGUGAAGUUUAAUAUAUGCAGAAAUUUUUUCCUCCUACAUUUUAUUUUUUCCACUCAUAAGUUUGUGUUGCAGAGUUAUUGUUAGCCUAAAAUGAUAUUAAAUCUGUAUUGAUCUGAUUUCAGUAUUAAUACAAAAUGUAAAGAUAUAUAUUUUUCCCAUGAUCCUAUUGAACCUGUACUUAUUUUAAGAUGUUUGUAUCUAUUUAUUUUCUGCCAAAGGAUAGUCUACCUUCAGAUUUCUACAUUGGGUUCAUAUUUAAUGUUUUCUAACAAAAAUUUUUAAAUUAAUUUCAUUUUUCAUAUAAAUCUUGAAAUUCCUAAAAAUAUAUAGAAUUUUAUAGUAUAAAACAUUUCCUUGGGUGUUAUGUGGAAGAUGUUCGAAAAGUCAACAGGCAGCCAGUGUUGUCUUUUUAUUUGGUAAUUUGCUUACAAAGUUACCUACCCAUUAUCUUUUUUGCUUAGCAUUUAAAUUUGUAUUUCCAUUAUGCUAUUUCAAGUACUUGAUAUUUGACUAAUGAUUGUAUUGUACACUGAUGAUGAUAAUAAAGUUUCAUCCACAGUUUGGAAACUAA
Molecule: messenger RNA, 4194 nt
Organism: Grammomys surdaster
Lineage: Eukaryota; Metazoa; Chordata; Mammalia; Rodentia; Muridae
Gene: Stam2
Product: signal transducing adaptor molecule 2
Exons: 14
Coding region: 107-1678 (523 amino acids)
Biological process (GO): signal transduction
Cellular component (GO): endocytic vesicle
Molecular function (GO): ubiquitin binding; phosphatidylinositol binding
Source: RefSeq, a predicted model, not a curated record